Messenger RNA from Drosophila erecta, 823 nucleotides. RefSeq lists its product as uncharacterized. NCBI's taxonomy places the organism in Eukaryota, Metazoa, Arthropoda, Insecta, Diptera, Drosophilidae. The coding region runs from base 106 to 507 and encodes 133 amino acids. The transcript is spliced from 2 exons. The record is from RefSeq and is a predicted model, not a curated record.
UCUGGCAACAUUUUAAAAAGUUGGCAACACUGCAGUGUUGUUAUUGCUUUAGCUGAGAAGUAAACAAAAGGCGACGAAUGUUUGUUUUUUUCCAAAUAAAAGCCAAUGGAGGAUAGAAAAUCGGGGGAAAUGGCAAGAAAGCGAAACAGGAACAGGAGCAAGCAGCGCAGACGAAGGCAGAAAAGUGAGGGAAAGCCAAAGCCACCGACAUCUCGAGAUCAGUGGAGCAAUGUGGCUCAAAUAUACCAAAGCCUAUUUGAAUGGCACCACAAUCAUGUUGUGAGCCUCUGCCCUGGGGUUAAUCCGAAUGUGGAUCAGAACUUAGAGGAUUCUCCCAAGGAAACAGGCACUACGCACUGCCUUGAUUACGUCUACGAGAGUUCCUCCGAGGAUGAGGAGAUCGAACCCAUUGACGAGGGCUAUCUGAAGUUCCUGGAGGUGACCAUUAGGCAUCAGCAGGAACUCAGGGAUCAAAGAGCUGCCCAAACCACCGACUCUUUAGAUUAGGAUUAGGAUAAGUCAUGUGUUUAUGCCAAUGAAAACCUGAAAAAAGUAGAUACUCCUCCGAAUCAUUUAUAUCUACAUGUAUGGAUUUCUGACUGCACAAAAAAUGUUUAAAUGUAAAUGCUAAAGUUAUGACUUCAAAAUGUAUCUUAAGUGAAAUGUUCUAAUUUAAGCUCAAGCUUAUAAGUUUGGUAUUUAUUUUUGGUAAACAGUAAAUUUAACUUUUAUAGGGUAUAUUUUUAUAUGUGCGUCUUAAAUGUAUGUAGCAUAAAAUAAUGUUUUGAUAACUAAAUAUUUAUACACGAUCAAUGUUGAAUAA